Molecule: messenger RNA, 1043 nt
Organism: Cicer arietinum (chickpea)
Lineage: Eukaryota; Viridiplantae; Streptophyta; Magnoliopsida; Fabales; Fabaceae
Source: RefSeq, a predicted model, not a curated record
UGAAUUGAGCCAAAAUAGUUGACAACAAAUAACGAGUCACAAGCAUAUGUUUGGAUUUACACUGAAAUUGAUAUAAACCCAUUAAACUUACAAAUUUGACAGAAUUAGUACACUUCAAUUUUUUGUCAAACUCAACGGUUCUUCAAAAGCACGCGGUUAAAAUAUCAGCCGUCCAAUUUAACUCGCAAUAGCUUAAACUCUGCACCGUCAGAUUGCAAUCCAUUUUCAGAAAUCAGCACCGCGCUUUCUUUCUUUCUUUCUUCGAUUCCAUCGAUCCAUAACACAAAUCUUAAACGAUUAAUUAAAGACUCAAAUCAAUGGCUCUGAGGAUUCAGCAUAUUCCCAAGCUCUUCUUCUCCGUCUCACCAAUCACAGUCUUCAAACACAACAAACCCAAGACCCGAAUCUCAUGCACCGGCGGCGACAAUGAAAUCAGCGACACAGCACUCACAACAGAGUUUGCAGAGGUAGCAUCCAUAGUCAAAGCCCGUCAGCUACAAGCAGAAGAAGCCAUGAGGAAAAGCAGAAACAUACUUUUCAAAGAACUAUGUGGGUACCUAAGGCUCAAUGAAGAUGAAACAAAACUCAAAUGGAACAAAAUGGAGGAAGAUGAGAGAUGGGUAUUGGUCAAAGGGUUUGUUGAAGAAUGGGAUGAAUUUUUUCAUCCUUUGUCUGCAAGGGCUACUAAAAAAAUGGUGGAGGAAUAUUUUCAACAAGAGAAUCUUCCUUCAAAAUCUUCUCUUCCUUCUUCUCCAUUGUUCCCUUUUGAUAGUAUAAUUGGUUUUCCAUAGAAAGAACUUUCAUGUUCAAUUUCUUUUUCUUUUUGUUUCUGUUCUUCUUUUGAAAAAUUAGCAGAAAAAGAAAACUAAGGCUGUUUUUUAAUUUUGUCCCCUAAAAAAUUUCUUGAGGAGACAUGUUUUGAUUCAUUAGUUCUUUUUUGGUUUCAGUUUAUUCUGUGUUUUCCCAUUUGAAAACACCAACUAUCUUCUGUAAGCCAAGAAAUAACCUGAAUAUAAGUUGGUAUGCCAAAACAUUUGUAAUUA